Colletotrichum graminicola M1.001 is the source of this 987-nucleotide messenger RNA. RefSeq lists its product as uncharacterized. The transcript has 2 exons. The record is from RefSeq and is a predicted model, not a curated record. Gene Ontology annotation, cellular component: nucleus. Bases 1 to 987 code for a protein of 328 amino acids. NCBI's taxonomy places the organism in Eukaryota, Fungi, Ascomycota, Sordariomycetes, Glomerellales, Glomerellaceae. Gene Ontology annotation, biological process: kinetochore assembly; mitotic sister chromatid segregation.
AUGGACGGAGCACCUCGACCUGUCGGCGAUAGGUAUGCCCUGAACCUGGAACAGAGCUUGCAAGAACUCCAACAGAACAUUCAGCAACACAAGGAGAAGCUUGCAGCGCUUCAGGGAAACGAUGGCCACAUAAAUAAAAAUCUAUCUGGGGCAGGAAGAGAACCUUACGAAGUGAUGAAGAGUGCGUUCGAGCAAGUUGCUAGCACGCCCCCCUUCCUACCUUUCUCGGAAUCCGUCUUGCCCGCGCUCUUGGCCUUGCGGAAGACUCAUCAGACCAUUACUGAAUCCCAGGCGUAUCUGAUGAGUCAAGGGGCCUCCCUCGACCGGACGAAACGCAGGCUUGAAAUCGAGCAAGCGAACCUGGCUGACCAGAAGCUACUUCAGCAGAGUCUAGAGAAGCGCAUCCAGUCUCUCAAGGGCGAGGCAGAAUCUCGAAUGGAGUUAACGCCUCAACAGGUCGUCCAGGAGAGACUGGAUGAACUCAGGCAAAAGAAGAAGCGUUAUGACACAGAGACAUCCAGACUACUCAAGGCCCUGAGGAAAUUUAUUGACGAUCACUUGGCGGCACAGCUGGCUGCAGAAGAUCUUGGUGGCCCGGUCGUAGGUGAAAUGAUGGAGAUUGACUCGGACCAACUGAUUGCGGGCUUCAAUGCUCAAGGUCGACCGGCCAAGAUCAAACCCAAGCCGGACGAGGACAAGCGACAACGGAGGCUUGAAGAAGUCUGGGGCCUGCCACAGGAGGACACAAGUCAGAAGCGCGGCGAGGCGGACGAGGCAGCAGCCGCCGGCCGCGAGAUGCGGGCUUUGACAGAACAGCUCCUGAAUCAGCUUGUGGAAUCGGGGGGUGACAGCACGACGGCAUACGUCAAGCUAUCCAAGGAGACGGCGGCGGCGCGGUUCCUUGUCAGAUCCAAAGUCGCACAGUUCCAUCCCAGGGACGCUACGAAGCUCAAGCUGAUUGAUUUUGGGAGGGAGCUGGAUGACUAG